AAACAACACCGCUGGCAUUGCCUCGCCCAUGCCAUCCCUACGCUGAGCAUUGCAGGCUUUGCAGCCACUCUAAUUGGAUUCUAGAGUGCCUUGCUUAAAAUCCCUUAUUCCUUUCUCUCCUCUGACUAUUUCUUCUGUAAGUACUAGUACUACAAGUCUCUAUCCUAUGUUUGUUUGCGUGUUUCACCCGUCAGCAUGAUCAUGCAGAUACCCUCGUCUGACUCGCCGCAGGCGCCGUUUAUUAACGUCGAAAUCGAGUUUGACUCGUUGCAGACGGAUCCGUUGGUUCAGCAGUUCAAUAACAAUAACAACAACGAUAACAAAGACGACGAUAACCCACGCGACCAGUACGAUAACGAGGAUAAUUACAGUCCUUUUAGUAUAAACGCUAACGCACUCGUGCACAAACGCAAGCUCUCCUCGAUCAUCGACGUUGACGUCGAUAUUGACGGUGACUCGUCCGACGCCACAUCUGACACGUCCGGCCGCUUCGACGAUGCGCGCGAGUCUAACAUGACCAUGGAUAUCAACCAAAACACAGAUGAAGAAGCCGCCGUACAGGAAACCCGCUCGGUGCACUCCGCCAAACGCGGUCGGUCAAAUGGCUGGCCGCUUCAGAACGAAAUCGCGUAUGACGAGCAUGGCAUGCGCAUUGAAAUGAACAGUAGCCGACGAACACCCACGAAAGCACAGUCACAGUCGCAGUCGCCGCGCGCGAAGAAGAUGCGGUCUCCUGAGCUGCGUGCUCGGCGGUCGCGGUUUAUCGAAGGGAGUAUGCACGAUCGUGUUAGUGAGAAGCCGCCGAGUAUCUUCUUCCAGGAUGCAGUCCAAAAACCUGCUGAGAAAUACGGCGAGGAGGGAGAUGGUCACGAGAAAGAUGGUGAAGGGAAGCUUGAGAAGAGAUCAUCAGGUAUUUUUCGCUUUGGCAAGGCGAUAGCUUCGGCCUUCCACCCCUUUGGUGCAUGGGGGAAUAAGUCGGACUCGGACGGCUCCAAGGCUCAGAAGGAGAUUAUGAAGCAGAGACAGGCGCGCGCUGAGAAGGCGUAUGCUGAGUUGAAGAAAUCAGGGUAUCACGGGACUACUACUACAUCUACCACUGGUGGUUCUGCAAAUACAGUCGAUCCUAGUAUCGCGGAUCAGACCUGGAAGGCGAUUCAGGAGAAGAUGGAAUAUAAGAUUGUCGCCGGCCAAGGACGCAUCUCGCAGGAUGACACGUUGGUCGCUGUCCCCGAGGCGCUUACUCCCGCUCGUCAGGAGAAAGGGAUAUCGAAACUCAAGUCAUUCUCUGAGCUGCGCAAGCGCACAUCAACGCUCAGCAUCCCGGCAAUCCGGGCCCGCGACGUGUCGCCGAUGAAUCUGGCCAUGGUUGAACAUGACCCAAACCUAGCAGAGACGCCUGCAAUCGAACGCCGACAGUCACGCAAGGAUCUCAAUCGGCAGGCAAAGCUGAUGAAGAGAGUGAGCAAUCUAGAAGAUAAGCUAGAGCGGGCGCGGCGAGAGCUUCGCGAUAUUUCUAGCACUGAGCCACAUCUGCCCGUGCCGACCAUCUGCGUGGACGACGUGCACGAUAGCGAGAGGCAAUACGCCAUCGGCACGCUACCCACUGUCCCAUCGGGGAGACUGCUCGACGAUAGCCACCACUCCGACAACGAGCCUUCAACCUCCAUCUGGCUGCCUGUCGACAGCCUCUCGCGCAAGCGGAAGCCCAAAGCCGACAGCUUUCCCGACAGCAGCAGGCAGAACGAGGCAGAAGCUGACAUCUCGCCGAAAAAGACGAAACCCAGCAAACUCGACAAACCCAAAACCAAACUAUCAACCCGCGACAAACGCGCUUCAAGUCUAACCACCAAAGCCAGCCAGCGUUUGAAAGCGAAGCAAUCAUCCCGCAACCUGCGCCAAUCCACCCCUACUUCUUCUUCCCACGAUGAUUCGAUGUGCUUGCAGGAACAACAAGGCAACAACGCCAACGCCUCCUCCCGAGCCGUAUCGCCAUCGCCCAAGGUAUGGGCCAGCUACAACGGCGACGAGAACAUUCCGCCCGUACCACCGGUCCCGAAAGACCUAUUAAACAGCGCGAAGUUGAAGAAAAGAGCCCUGUCGAAGGAGUUUGCCUGGCCGGAGGACAUUUUCUAACUGCCUACCUCCUACCCUCUCUCUCCGUGAUACUCUAUCCAGCAUUCUUUUAUUUCUUUCUUAUGAUGAAUGAGUGAGGGACGUGAUUGAGGAGUCGUAUGGUAUGGUAUGUGUGGGGUGUAUUGGAUUGUUGUUAACGAGACACGAUAAUGUGGCAUGUCUGAUGAAUUGAAUUUUACUUUUGCAUUGCAUUGCAUUGUUCUGCUUCUGCACACUUGAUGUAGAUAACUAAUACUAUGGAUUGAUAAUGGUGAUUUGAUUAUACAUGUGG
This is a messenger RNA of Talaromyces proteolyticus, 2404 nucleotides long. RefSeq lists its product as uncharacterized. The record is from RefSeq and is a predicted model, not a curated record. Bases 196 to 2133 code for a protein of 645 amino acids. The transcript has 2 exons. Lineage: Eukaryota; Fungi; Ascomycota; Eurotiomycetes; Eurotiales; Trichocomaceae.